Messenger RNA from Parascedosporium putredinis, 720 nucleotides. The record is from the annotation of a GenBank genome assembly. Lineage: Eukaryota; Fungi; Ascomycota; Sordariomycetes; Microascales; Microascaceae.
AUGUCUGCCGCCGAAACCAAGCCCGAGGUUGAGGGUGCCAGCGAGGCUCCCUCCGUCACCUCCUCUGCCGUGUUCUCCAUGUUUGGUGGUGGCGCGAAGAAGGAGAAGAAGGACGAUGAGGAGAGGGGUGACGUCUCUGGAAGCGCCAAGGCCCAGCGCGAUGCUGCCGCGGCCAAGGCUGAGGAUGAGGAUCAAGCGCCCGAGUCCGAGGAUGUCCACUUCGACCCCGUUAUCAAGCUUACCGAAAAGGUCGAGACCAAGACCAACGAGGAGUCUGAGGAGCAGGUCUUCAAGAUGCGCGCCAAGCUUUUCAAGUUUGUCAAGGACACCUCUGAGUGGAAGGAGCGCGGUACCGGCGAUGUCCGUCUUCUCAAGCACAAGGAGAACGGCAAGACGCGCUUGGUGAUGCGUCGUGACAAGACCCUCAAGGUCUGCGCCAACCACUACAUCGUCCCCGAGAUGAAGCUCUCUCCCAACGUCGGUUCUGACCGAUCUUGGGUCUGGAACGCCGCCGCCGACGUUUCCGAGGGCGAGGCCGAGCCCAUCACCCUUGCCAUCCGAUUCGCCAACUCCGAGAAUGCCAACCUCUUCAAGGAUGCCUUCAUCAAGGCGCAGAAGGAAAAUGAGGAACUCUUCAAGAGGGCUGCGGACGAGGGCGACAAGGCCGAGGAGGCCGAGAAGCCUGCCGAGGAGGAUAAGGCUGCUGAGAAGGCCUCGUAG